CUCCGUGCGUGCGUUUGUGUGUUGGGUUGAGUAGGACAGCUGGGCGGUGCAGACGAUCACAUCCUCAGCGGGUCUUGCUGGAGAAGGACAGUAUCCACACGGCAGAACUCCAUUAACAACUAGAUCAAAAUGGCAGAAGAAAUUGGCUACCUGAAAAAUGACCCGAACUUUGCCACUCGUGCUAUCCACGAAGGCAAUGAGCCAGAGCAGUGGAACUCCAUGGCAGUUGUUCCUCCAAUUUCUAUGGCAACAACUUUCAAGCAGGAUGGCCCAGCAGAUUUUAAGGAAUUUGAGUAUGGUCGCUCUGGUAACCCAACAAGAAAUUGUUUGGAGAAAUGUCUGGCAGCAACAGAGGAAACCAAACACUGUAUAACCUUUGCCUCUGGGUUGGCUGCUACAACCACCAUCACGCACUUACUGUCAGCUGGGGAUCAUGUGAUUUCCAUGGAUGACCUGUAUGGAGGCACCAACCGCUACUUCCGCCGUGUGGCUUCUAGAAUGGGUAUUGAAGUGACCUUUGUGGAUGCAACUGAUGCCAAGAAUGUUGCUGAUGCUUUUAAAGACAACACAAAGAUGGUCUGGAUUGAGACUCCCACCAACCCAACACUGAAGCUUGUCGACAUUGCUGCUGUAGCUGCUCUUGUCAAACCACGAGAGAAUACCUUCUUGGUUGUAGACAACACUUUUAUGUCAGCAUAUUUGCAACGCCCUAUCCUGUUUGGAGCUGAUCUUGUACUACACUCUUGCACCAAGUACAUGAAUGGACAUACUGAUGUUAUCAUGGGAGCUGUCUGUACAAACAGGGAUGAUUUACACGAGAGGCUGAGGUUCCUUCAGAAUGCCAUUGGACCAGUUCCUUCUCCCUUCGAUUGCUAUCUGUUAAACCGGUCUCUAAAGACAUUGGCUGUAAGGAUGGAGCAACAUAUGAAAAAUGGUUUUGCUGUGGCUAGGUUCUUAGAGGGCCACCCAUGUGUUGAAAAAGUCAUUCAUCCUGGACUUCCAUCUCACCCUCAACAUGAGCUUGCUAAGCGGCAGUGCUACGGUCACUCUGGUAUGCUGAGUUUUUACAUUAAGGGGAACAAUUUGGAAACCUCAAAGAAAUUCUUCAAGCAACUGAAAGUCUUCACACUGGCUGAAAGUCUUGAGAGCCUUUUGAAUUCCGUAAAUCUGAUAUACAAUUAUGGUUUCAGAUCUGUGAUGACCCAUGCAUCUGUGCCUAAGGAAGACAGAGACAAAUUGGGCAUUACUGAUGGCCUUAUUCGCCUUUCUUGCGGUCUUGAAGGAACUGAUGACCUGAUUAAGGAUCUUGACCAGGCUCUGAAGGCAGUGGUUUAAGCUCAAGGUUGCAUCCGGAAGGAGAGAACAUUCACCUCCUCACUGAAGACUUGCCUCAGUUACUAGUGAAGAUAUAUUACCUUGACUAGAUACUGAAUUUUCACAGCUGAGACCAACUAGGAUGUCUAUGUGCAGUCUCUAUAAUUUUGAUUCAUUCAUUGACGGAAUUUUUUCAUGCUUUUGUUAGGUGGUUUAUAAUAAUCAUACAUUUUUUUCUAUAAUCUGUCUUAUCAUAAGAGUUUUUCUUGACUGAUCUGCACCAAUAUGCCAUUAAUUGUACAAAAAUGUUGUUAAAUGAAAGUAUUGCAUAAACAGUAUUGUCAGAGUUCCCUUCAUAAGGGAGAAAUAACUAAAUAAAAAGCUUUUUUAAAAAUAUGGCCAAAUGAUUAGAUUAUUUUGGGAUAUGGAAUUUUUAUAUAUAAAAAAAAUGUACAAAAAGGAUAAAAACUGUUGAUUUUGGAUUUCAUAACCAUAUCAAUAACUUUUAGUAUUUAUAAUUUUGACUGCAAAGUAAUGGUGACACACUCUUUGGUGACUAGCUGCAUAUGAUUACUGUAUGUAGUAACAUGAAGGGUGUAUUAAAAUGCAUUUUAAUUUAAUUAUGGGAAACAGAUUGAAUUAUUCCAACAUAAACAUCAACAUAAAUGUUACUUCUAUAACUUUUAGUUGUGGAAUGGAAUUAUUUUUUGAUGAAACUGCAUAUAAAGCAAACAUUUGAGAAAAA
Penaeus vannamei (Pacific white shrimp) is the source of this 2059-nucleotide messenger RNA. The record is from RefSeq and is a predicted model, not a curated record. Lineage: Eukaryota; Metazoa; Arthropoda; Malacostraca; Decapoda; Penaeidae.